This is a messenger RNA of Condylura cristata (star-nosed mole), 2989 nucleotides long. RefSeq names its product inscuteable homolog (Drosophila) (gene INSC). Gene Ontology annotation, biological process: regulation of asymmetric cell division; asymmetric cell division; establishment of mitotic spindle orientation. The transcript is spliced from 13 exons. The coding region runs from base 145 to 1884 and encodes 579 amino acids. Gene Ontology annotation, molecular function: cytoskeletal adaptor activity; protein binding. The record is from RefSeq and is a predicted model, not a curated record. Lineage: Eukaryota; Metazoa; Chordata; Mammalia; Eulipotyphla; Talpidae. Gene Ontology annotation, cellular component: apical cortex.
GCCUCGGAGACAGUCUCUGCCACCUUGGUCUUGGGUUGCAGACCUCGCCGGGACCAUGGCCCAGAAGGAUGGGCCGGGAGAGAGGAAUUGCCCGCAGGGGCCUCAAUAAGGAGGCUUGGAAUUGCUGUGGCCAAGAUUGGAGACAUGAGGCGCCCCCCUGGAAAUGCAGAGGUGGCCAGCGAGGGUAGAGGCGGCUGGGGCCUAUGGGGCCAACAAGCAUCCUGGAGACUGGGCUGUGCCGGCCCCGACGGCUGUGGGCAGGCUCUGCUGAAGAUUGGGAUCAACAUGAUGGCCUUGCCUGGGGGUCACUCCCUGGAUGUCGCCCCACUGCCUGGUCAGCCGCUGCACCUGAUGCAAGUGGAUUCUGUCCAGCGCUGGAUGGAGGACCUGAAGCUCAUGACCGAGUGUGAAUGCAUGUGCAUCCUGCAAGCGAAGCCCAUCAGCCUGGAGGAGGACACACAGGGUGACCUCAUCCUGGCGGGCGGCCCUGGGCCCGGGGACCCCUUGCAGUUGCUGCUUAAGCGGGGCUGGGUCAUCAGCACUGAGCUGCGCAGGAUCGGGCAGAAGCUGGCGCAGGACCGCUGGGCUCGCGUCCACAGCAUGAGUGUGCGGCUGACGUGCCACGCCCGCUCCAUGGUCAGCGAGUACAGUGCUGCCAGCCGGACCUCCUCGCAGGAGAUGGGCCAGGUUGAGAAGCUGCUAAUGGAGAAGUGCUCAGAGCUCUCAGCAGUCACCGAGAGGUGCCUGCAGGUUGAGAAUGAGCAUGUCUUGAAGUCCAUGAAGGCCUGUGUGAGUGAGACGCUCAGCACGCUGGGCCAGCACUUUGGGCAGCUGCUGGAGCUGGCCCUGACCCAGGAGGUGCAGGCACUAGUGAGAAAAAUCGAUGCUUCAGACAAUCUCUACACCACUGAAUCCACUACAGGGAACCUGUUUAGCCUGACCCAGGAGGGAGCUCCCUUGUGCCGCAUCAUAGCUAAGGAGGGCGGGGUGGUGGCGCUCUUCAAGGUCUGCAGGCAGGACAGUUUCCGGUGCUUGUACCCCCAGGCGCUCCGCACACUGGCCUCCAUCUGCUGUGUGGAGGAGGGUGUCCACCAGCUGGAGAAGGUGGAUGGUGUCCUGUGCUUGGCCAACAUCCUGACAGAUGACAGCCACUCAGAGGCCACGCGGGCUGAGGCUGCGGCUGUGGUCGCUCAGGUCACCUCUCCACACCUGCCCUUCACCCAACACCUCAGCAGCUUCCUGGAAAGCAUGGAGGAGAUCGUGACAGCUCUCAUCAAACUGUGCCAAGAGGCCUCAUCUGGGGAAGUCUUCUUGUUGGCCUCUGCGGCCCUUGCCAACAUCACCUUCUUCGACACCAUGGCCUGUGAGAUGCUCCUGCAGCUGAAUGCUGUCCGCGUCCUCCUGGAAGCCUGCAGCGACAAACAGAGGGUGGACACACCUUACACCAGGGACCAGAUCGUGACCAUCUUGGCCAACAUGUCCAUGCUAGAGCAGUGCGCCUCUGACAUCAUCCAGGAGAAUGGGCUCCAGCUCAUCCUGGGCAUGCUGUCUGAGAAGCCACGGUCGGGGACCCCCGCUGAAGUGGCAGCCUGUGAGAGAGUCCAGCAGAAGGCUGCGGUGACACUGGCCCGUCUCUGCAGAGACCCAGUGGUGGCGCGGGAGGCCGUGCGACUGAGCUGUAUGUCCCGUCUCAUUGAGCUCUGCCGAUCGCCCACUGAGAGGAACAGCAGUGACGCUGUGCUUGUGGCCUGUCUGGCUGCGCUACGUAGGCUGGCUGGCGUCUGCCCUGACGGUCUCCAGGACUCCGACUUCCAGCAGCUGGUGCAGCCUCGACUUGUGGACUCGUUUUUACUAUGCAGCAACAUGGAGGAGAGUUUUGUGUAGUGGUGUAGUGGAUGAAGGGAGGAAGGGCAUUGGGCCUGACCUCCCCUGAGUACACACUUGGAACACACAAGUGCUCACCAGUUCCCUCACCUCCUUAUUUAUACUUAAUUUAUUUUUUACAUGAAAUAGACAGAGGGCAAGAUAUUGUAGCAACAUCAGCCAGCAAUCUGUGGUCCUUAAGGGUCUUUUUUGUUUUAAUUUUUUGACUUCUGUGACUUUAUAGUUGCAGAUGUUGAAAUGCAUGACUAAUGUGACAGAUUGUCAUGGGUGAUUUCACUACAUCUUGCUUUCUCUACUCUCUCUGUAUACUCUUUCCUCAUUUUUUUUUUUUUAACUUUGGAACCAGAGUAUUUUAAGUGCCUAGCAGUCUUUUUUAACUUGGAUUCGCUCUUUCUAAAGGAUUUUAAAUGACUUUCAUAGUUGAAGGAAAGUUUUAUUCUUUAAUAAACAGAAUCAUAUAGAAUGUGUCUUAGAUUGUCUCAUUAAAUUACGUCUUAGAGUAAAUACUUUCUUCCAAGGUUUCAUGUCCCCCCAAUCUUCCCAGCUAUUAAAAGUGCACCGAGAGUUUUACUGUUUCCAUUGUGAUAAAUGGGUCAAGUUCUAAGUGAUUGAGUGAGGACUCAGAAUGAUUUCUGAAAACAUUGCUAAGUCCCUCAAAAUGCACUUGUUCUGCUUGUGGGUAGCCUCCUGGUGAAUAGAAACCUCAAAUGAGAUUACAGUGAACAAAAUCUCUUCAAAAUUAUCCAUGAAAGCAGUUAUGUGCCAGAGCUGGCUCACACCACCAAGGGACAAUGUGAGGAUUUUCCCCCAACUCUAUCUUUAGCGGCAUUAUGGGGGUAGUUUGAAAUUGAUGUUGUUGAGUGUAUUUAUACCACAGGAAUUGGCAGGCAGUAUAAAUCAGAACUUUUCCUUUUUCUUUUUUAACAGUUAGUUUCCAAAUGCCAUUUCACAAAUGUUUCAGAAAAAUCUUGAAUCCUUCUGAAAUCCUUCUGAAAUCCUUCUGGUUUAAUGCCAUCAUACUGUAGUAUGAUUUUAUGCAAUUCAUGAAAUAUUUCUUGAAGGCCUGGUGGCGCAGCGGGUUAAAGCACAGCACUAAGAAGCUAAA